Messenger RNA from Trachymyrmex cornetzi, 975 nucleotides. Its product is annotated as pancreatic triacylglycerol lipase-like. The record is from RefSeq and is a predicted model, not a curated record. Lineage: Eukaryota; Metazoa; Arthropoda; Insecta; Hymenoptera; Formicidae. Gene Ontology annotation, molecular function: lipase activity; serine hydrolase activity. The coding region runs from base 13 to 957 and encodes 314 amino acids. Gene Ontology annotation, biological process: lipid catabolic process. The transcript has 7 exons.
UCAACCGUGAAGAUGACUUUGCCGACGAUUGCAAUUCUGUAUCCCACUUUAUUGGCGUCCCUCGCAUCACAUUCAAAUUACACGCUCUUCGCCGAUGAGCAUGGGAUGUUACACAUAAUCGACACCAGCGAACCUGCAGUACUUACACAAGCAGAAUAUGAGGAGAUCAGCUAUGCCACUUUCCAAACCCAAUUUCUGUUAUACACUCGAAAUAAUCGGAAAGUCGGAGAGCCACUGAUCAUUAAUGAUAAUGACAGUGUGGAGAAGAGUUCUUGGAAUCCUACUCAUCCUACUCGUAUUAUCACUCAUGGAUGGCGAGGAGACAUAGAAGCUAAAUCUGCUUGCGCCCUGAUUCGGGACGCUUAUCUUAGCAUUGGCGAUUAUAACGUCAUCCUGAUCGACUGGAGCAAGGCAGCCGGAUAUCUAUGGUACUGGAAAGUCGCGAGGAGUGUGCCAUUAGUGGCGGAACGCGUGACACAAUUGAUAGAUUUUCUACAGAGCCAAGCUGGUUUGGAUCCUUCCAAGACCAAAGUGAUAGGGCAUUCUCUGGGAGGACAUGUCGUCGGUCUCGCCGCUCGUAAUGCAAAUGGCGAUAUCGCUGAGGUGGUAGCUUUAGAUCCUGCAAAACCCUUGUUCGAUUCGAAAGGACCGGCAGAAAGAGUAGAUCGAUCAGAUGCAGCUCGGGUGCAAGUGAUUCACACGAGUAUUCUGGGUUUAGAAGAACCGAUUGGUGAUGCCGACUUUUAUCCAAACGGUGGCAAAAGCCAGCCGGGAUGCGGUACAAUUGCACUCACAUGUGCGCAUGCGAGGUCUUACGAGUACUACGCUGAGUCCAUCCUGAAUCCCACGGGCUUUCGCGCCGGGAAGGUGUUCAUGGGUGGACCAUCCCUCGAUCCAAACGCAUGUGGAGAGUAUAUUUUGGAGACUGCCGAAAAAUCACCGUUCGGACUCGGAUAACAGACACUGUUACAAUAG